Symbiodinium sp. CCMP2456 is the source of this 489-nucleotide messenger RNA. Lineage: Eukaryota; Dinophyceae; Suessiales; Symbiodiniaceae. The record is from the annotation of a GenBank genome assembly.
AUGGCAGAGGACAAGCUCAAGCUGAAAUCCUCCCAGGGUGAGAUCUUCGAAGUUGAUCCAGAGGUUGCGACGAUGUCGACACUGAUCAAGAACAUGGUCGAGGACAGUGGGACAGAUGAGGAAAUCCCACUGCCGAAUGUGAAGACAGCUAUCCUGAGCAAGGUGAUUGACUACUGCAAGUACCACAAGGACAACCCUCCCGAGGAGAUUCAAAAGCCGCUGAAGAGCACCAAUCUGGUGGAGUGCGGCGUGUCGGAGUGGGACAGCGAGUACGUGAACAUUGAGCAGGAGGUCCUCUUUGAGUUGAUCCUGGCGGCCAACUAUCUGGACAUAAAGAGCUUGCUGGACCUCACCUGCGCCAAAGUCGCCUCCAUGAUCAAGGGCAAGAACACCGAAGAGAUUCGCAAGCAGUUCAACAUCGUGAACGACUUCACCCCUGAGGAGGAAGCCCAGGUGAGGGAAGAGAACCGCUGGUGUGAGGAUGCGUGA